AUGUCUGAUGUUGGGCGAUGGUACCCCAAGGAGGAGGGGGGUCUGGUUUUUGAUGAUGCACUCCCAGUAGCCUCCCAAGAGACCCUGGGAGCCCUGGAGCCCCCGGCCACCAGCAGUGCCAUCUUACCACCAAGGAAGGCCCUGGUCAAGGAUGAGCCAGUUGAAGUACCAGUGUCCGAUGCCCCAGCUCUCCCCUUCUUUUCUUCCUCCCAGGACGCACAGAAACCCUCAGUACUCAGCUAUGGGCCAAAGACACCAUCAGGGAAAAAGAUGAAGGCUCCUCUGUCCCGGUCAUGGAAGCAGGACCGUGAGCAGACCCUGGCUGCAGCGUAUGUACCGGUGGUGGUGGACCCCAGGGGCCAGAACUCAAACAAGCUCAGGUUCAAUUUCUACACGUCCCAGUACUCCAACUCCCUGAGCCCCUUCUACACCUUGCAGAAGCCUACUUGUGGCUACCUGUACCACCGGGACACUGACCACACCCGCAAGCGCUUAGACGUGCCUCCUGCUAACAAGAUGUUGUGGCGUUCCUAG
Molecule: messenger RNA, 534 nt
Organism: Pteronotus mesoamericanus
Lineage: Eukaryota; Metazoa; Chordata; Mammalia; Chiroptera; Mormoopidae
Gene: CIMIP3
Product: ciliary microtubule inner protein 3
Exons: 3
Coding region: 1-534 (177 amino acids)
Source: RefSeq, a predicted model, not a curated record